UGCAGGAUGACGGAAGAAGCAUGCCGGACACGGAGCCAGAAACGAGCCCUUGACCCGGACCCAGGAGAGGAUGAUGUGGAGAGCAAAAAAAUAAAGAUGGAGAGAGGACUGUCAGCAUCAGAGGUGAACAUGGAUGGAGAUUCGAGGGUGACUCCAGAGCCAGGGGCCAGCCCCGCCCCAGGACUGAUGAGGGCAGCAGAGGACACGGCUGUAGGAAGAGGCGAAGGCCUGGUGGGGGACGGGCCUGUGGACAUGCGUACCUCACACAGUGACAUGAAGCCUGAGAAGAGACCCCCCUCACCCGAUGUGAUCGUGCUGUCUGACAACGAGCAGCCAUCCAGCCCCAGGGUGAAUGGGCUGGCCAAGCUGGCCUUGGAAGAGACGGGCACUGAGGCCCUCCUGAAAAGCAGCCCAGAGGACCGGGAGCAGAUGAUCAAACAGCUGAAGGAAGAGCUGAGGUUAGAAGAGGCAAAGCUCGUCUUGUUGAAGAAGUUGAGGCAGAGUCAGAUCCAAAAGGAGGCCACCGCACAGAAGCCCGCAGGCUCUGCUGGGAGUGCCGUCACCACCCCUCCUCCGCUAGUGCGGGGCACCCAGAACAUUCCUGCCAGCAAGACAUCACUUCAGACCUCAGCGCGCAUGCCCAGCAGCGUCAUCCCACCACCCCUGGUCCGGGGUGGGCAGCAGGUGUCCUCCAAGCUGGGGCCACAGGCCAGUUCACAGGUCGUCAUGCCACCACUCGUCAGGGGGGCCCAGCAAAUCCACAACAUCAGACAGCAUUCCACCACUGGCCCCCCGCCCCUCCUCCUGGCCCCCCGGGCCUCUGUGCCCAGUGUGCAAAUUCAGGGACAGAGGAUCAUCCAGCAGGGACUCAUCCGUGUGGCCAAUGUCCCCAACACCAGCCUGCUCGUCAACAUCCCCCAGCCCACCGCAGCAUCACUGAAGGGAACAUCAGCCACAUCUGCUCAGGCCAACUCUACGCCCAGCAGCGUGGCGUCAGUGGUGGCCGCGGCUGAGUCUCCCGCCAGCCGCCAGGCAGCUGCCAAACUCGCACUUCGCAAGCAGCUGGAGAAGACUCUGCUGGAGAUCCCCCCACCCAAGCCCCCAGCCCCGGAGAUGACCUUCCUGCCCAGUGCCGCCAACAAUGAGUUCAUCUAUCUGGUGGGCCUGGAGGAGGUGGUCCACAAUCUGCUGGAGACCCAAGCAGGCCGGCUGUCAGUGGCCACAGCUGUGCUGUCCCGGGAGCCAUACACAUGCGCUCAGUGCAAGACGGACUUCACCUGCCGCUGGCGAGAGGAGAAGGGUGGGGCAGUCAUGUGCGAGACCUGCAUGACAUCCAAUCAGAAGAAGGCACUCAAGGUGGAACAUACCAGCCGUCUGAAGGCUGCUUUUGUCAAGGCUUUGCAGCAGGAACAGGAGAUUGAGCAGCGCCUGCUGCAGCAGGGGCCUGGCACGGGACCUCCCGCUGCCAAGGCUGAGCCCUCUGCCCCGCACCCUGUACUGAAGCAGGUGACAAAGCCCCGGCGGAAGCUGGCGUUCCGCUCAGGAGAGGCCCGAGGCUGGAGUAACGGGGCCGCGCUACAGACAUCCAGCCAGCUGGCCCGGGGUUCGGCCACAUCUCGUGGUGUUCUCCACACAUUCAGCCAAUCGCCCAAGCUGCAGAACACCGCCUCGCCCACAGCGCUAGUGAGCAGGACUGGCAGACAUUCCGAGAGGGGCUCCAGCCGUGGUGCUGCCUCCAACUGGAAAAAGACGCCCCUGAGCACAGGGGGGACCCUGGCCUUCGUCAGCCCCAGCCUGGCCGUGCACAAGACCUCGUCCACCGUGGACCGCCAGAGAGAAUACCUCCUUGACAUGAUCCCCCCGCGCUCCAUCCCCCAGUCGGCCACGUGGAAAUAGUGCAAGCCAGGCCCCGCGGGCGCCGCCUCCGGCACCCUGCACCGCCGCCCAGGGCAUCGGCGGUGGAUGAGGAUCAGAACUGACAGCCUCCCCGCGGGUCCCUUCCUUCCUCUUUGCCUUUAGUUCGCCCAGCACCAGCAGCAACAAGGCCUCUCUGGCCGGCUUGCCUGGUCCCGCGCUGGGUGAGGCUGGUGCCGUGUGGGACAAGUGGCGGCUCCUCUUCAUCCUGCUUCUCCUGGUUUAGGCUCUGCUGUUGGACAGCCUUCCUUCACGGCGAUCUCUGUAGGUUGGAGUUUUUUAUUUGAAUCACCACGAUGAUGGAAUUAAACAUGAACCACAGAGCCAGGUCCCUGUCGUGCACUGGGUGGGGCUGUACCAGGGUGGCCACUGCCAGAAGGAGACAUCACAGCUUGCACCGCCGCGGCGCCGGGUUCCUGUGGGGGGCGCUGCCAGCAGCCAGUGGGAAGCCGAGGAGGAUGCCAAGCGUGGGAUUGGGUGUGGCAGUUUAUUAAUUCUUCCUUUUUCCUACUCACUUCUACGGACACAAUCUCUAGCCCACCCACACAGGUGUCUGGGCCGACAGGACUCCUGGGCUGGGGUGCAGCAGGCCUUGCUUUAAACCUGGCCUCUCCUCCCAGUCCCCACAGCAUUCUGUUUGGGGUUCUUUUUUUAAAGGAUCAGGUCUGCUCUAGUUUUAUGUCCACUUCCUGCGCCAUCUCUACAACUCAGCCCCAUCAUGGGAGGCGGAAGCUGGUCCCCGUCUCCUGCAUGUGGCCGGGUGCCCCAGGCCUGGUCGCAGUUAGGGAUUUAAUUUAAAGCCUCCUCCCUCAAGUGCGACGGUCCUGCGCUGCCGCAGCGCCCCAAUAAAAGCCCAUGCUUCAUGCUCCGCUGUCCUGUCGGUCUCUCUGGAGCGUGGCGCCGGGGUGAGGGAUGAAGUGUGGGAACACACCGCACCUGCUCCCCACUGAGGUUGACUGUGUUCCUCUGCCAUGUGGGCGGGGCCUCCUUUCCAAAUGGGGUUUGGGGAAAGGAGGAAAAUCUUUUUUGGGGGACGGAAAGGGAGUUAACACCAAAAAACAAUGAAGAAUAUGCAAGUGUUUCUACUCCUCACAUUUUUCUGUGCCUGGCAAAUAAAUUCCUGUCUUUUACUA
Molecule: messenger RNA, 3047 nt
Organism: Perognathus longimembris pacificus (Pacific pocket mouse)
Lineage: Eukaryota; Metazoa; Chordata; Mammalia; Rodentia; Heteromyidae
Gene: Gatad2a
Product: GATA zinc finger domain containing 2A
Exons: 11
Coding region: 7-1896 (629 amino acids)
Biological process (GO): negative regulation of transcription by RNA polymerase II
Cellular component (GO): NuRD complex
Molecular function (GO): sequence-specific DNA binding
Source: RefSeq, a predicted model, not a curated record